Molecule: messenger RNA, 4878 nt
Organism: Schizosaccharomyces cryophilus OY26
Lineage: Eukaryota; Fungi; Ascomycota; Schizosaccharomycetes; Schizosaccharomycetales; Schizosaccharomycetaceae
Product: vacuolar amino acid efflux transporter Avt8
Exons: 1
Coding region: 1809-3068 (419 amino acids)
Biological process (GO): amino acid transmembrane transport
Cellular component (GO): fungal-type vacuole membrane
Molecular function (GO): L-histidine transmembrane transporter activity; L-glutamate transmembrane transporter activity; L-arginine transmembrane transporter activity
Source: RefSeq, a predicted model, not a curated record
UCGCAAUAAUAGACGUCAGGAACAUCAGAUUCUUUUUGAAAACCAACGCAGUGACCAUGCUGCCAGACAGAACACUGAUCACAUUGAAUAUAUAACCCUCCGUCACUUGAAUCAUCGUCAUUAUCCUCGAUACCGCAGACACAACGAGUAAUUUCUGACCCCUUGGAAGAUUCAUUUUCCUCUUCUGAAAUCGAACCAUUGGUCGCGUUGACAGAAUUUCUUUCCUCAUUUUUUGAAUUAGUUUUCUUUUCUUUAUUUUCCUCUGCUUUUUUUGAGGAUGUUCGAGGCAUUCUUAAGCAAAAUAAAUUGUUGAUUCACCAGGUGUCGUAUAAGCAGUAGCCAAGUUUAUGAUGCAUAGGCGAAUAACAAUACCCUGUGUCAGAGAACAGAAUAAAACUCAAUGAAUCAAUCCAUAGAAAAAUGGAUGAAGAGUUUUUAAGCUUUUUAAUGUAAAAAGUUGCAUUUUCGCAGGACUGAAACCAUGUCCCUCAUGGUUAACUCAGUAUCCUAUAAAGCAUUCAGCGGUUGUCGAACGAUUUAGAUUCUUCUUUCGUACACGACUGGAUCUUUUAAGUUGAUUUUCCCCUACUUAUGUCAAAAAGAGGACCAUAUUCGCUGCAACGAUCUAUGUAAACAAACGACAAUUGUCGGCUUACGCUGCUGAAGGACUGGUUUUAAACAUUUUCGCUUUCACAAGAAUCAUCUUCUUUUAUAAAAAAUUAAAAUCUUGUCUUGAACGGAUCCAAGUGCAGGACAUUCUGAAAAAACUCCGUAUGUGUACCCUCAAGUCUGUGUAACAUAGCUAUGCAGAAUUUUCAAAAAAAAUAAGAGGGUAGAUUUCAAUGUUUUUUCAUGUCUAAGACCUAGCCAGCCUACAAUGAUUUGCAUACGUUUCGUAUUGAUUGCUUUGAUUUCUAGUCAAUGGGGGAUAUUCUUCGUUCCCGCCGCUGGAACUUGUAGCCCUUCCUCUUCUUAAAACAAAUAAUUUUUUUGCCUUGGUUCCUGCUUUCUCGUGUGAUACUUUGAAAACAAAAUUCGGGCUAUCGAGUUUCUACCCUCAAUACUAUGCUUUAAUGGAACCAUCCAUCACAAAAAAAUCUGGAAGACCGUUCGUCUUUCUAUGUAAUAUGUUUGAAAAGCAAUAAAAGGUCCAAUUUCUCAUAGCUGCAGCGCAAUCUUUAGCAGUCCUAAACUUACAUUCUCGUAAAUUACUCUCCAAAGGUUGUAACAUAUUUUUUCAAUGUUUGAUGACUGAUUCCUUUCUUAAUUGAUCCUGUUUUCAAGUGAAAUUCACCAGUCUUAAUAACAGACAACGGUUUGAGGCCCAUCCUCCUUUACUCUUUUGGAUACAUACUUCAGAUACAAUCAAACUUUAUAGGACUUAUUUAGUACAAGUUUUGUUCAUGUUCUACAUUCUGCUAUUCUCCGUCACACUCUAUGUUGUUGUCUUUGAAGAAUGCAUCAUCAAUGGUAGCAUCUUCACUUACACCGUACACAGUUUCCUUGUACAUUUACUUCUGAAGUAGUAUGGAAAUUUAAUUCCAUCUUCUUUUAAUUAGUUAUUGGUUUGUUCUUUUAAUAAAGUAGACAUUGAUUUCAUUACGUUUUCGCAGGUUUGCGUAUAGCUUUUGUUUUUGUGUGAAGAUUGCUAGCUGGACAUUGUCAUUGUUUUUGCAAUAUUUCUUUUAUUUAUAUAUCACCUACGGUUUAUUCUCCUUGGCUCUUGCUUUAAGUCUAAGAAAGCGUUUUCUGACACUAUACCAAGCCAUUCAUUCCUUACCCCAUUUCCAUUAAGUUCAUACUCAACUAUGUCAGAUUAUGUACGCUUGCAGUCUCCACCGGACUCUGUACAUUAUGGCAGUGCUGGCUUCUUUUCCUCCGUAAUUAAUCUCGCCAACACCAUCUUAGGCGCUGGCAUCUUGUCUAUGCCUCAUGCAUUCACAAAAACUAGCUUGUUUUUUGGCUGUCUCACCAUCUUUUUUAGCGCAUUUGCUUCGUUUUUGGGUUUAUAUUUUGUGUCAUUAUGCGCCGCUCGUCUUCCUCGUGGAAAGGCCUCUUUUGCUGCCGUUGCAAAGCAUACAUUCCCUUCCUUGGCAAUCGUUUUUGAUGCUGCUAUUGCUAUAAAAUGUUUUGGUGUUUCUAUCAGCUAUCUCGUUAUUGUGGGUGACUUGAUGCCGCAAAUUGCACCUUUGCUUGGUUUCACCGCUCCAAUUUUUGAAUCUCGUGAAACGUGGAUCUUCUUUUCUAUUUUGAUUUUGACUCCAUUGACUUUUUUGCGCCGUUUAGAUUCUCUUCGUCAUACGUCUCUUAUAAGUUUAAUCUCUCUCAGUUACUUGGUCAUUAUUGUCAUUUAUCACUUCUUUAGAGGAGAUAUGGAACGCGGAGAAGUUCGCUACUUUCGUCCUGAAUCUCUUUCUGGGUAUCUUUCUGUUCUUCCAGUGUUUGUCUUUGGAUUUACCUGCCAUCAAAAUGCUUUCAGUGUAAUCAAUGAAGUGAAAAUCCCUUCUCAUAGAUAUAUUAACUUCACUUUGUUUAUUGCAAUCUGUUCUUCGACGUUUCUUUAUCUCAUUGUUUCAAUUGCUGGCUACCUUUCCUUUGGUUCUUUAACUUCGGGAAAUAUUAUUGCAAUGUAUGAUGACGGAAGUUUUUUGAUUGCUUUUGGGAAAUUGGCUAUCGUGAUGUUGGUACUGUUUAGCUAUCCUCUACAAUGCCAUCCAUGCCGAAACUCGUUGUAUCAAGCUAUUCGUCGUUCUUAUUCUGCUCACGAUAUGUCCAAUGCCUACCAUAUUGGAUUGACGAUAUGUAUUCUUGUUACCUCUUUACUAAUUGCCCUUUCAUUAUCGUCCCUUGAGUUGGUACUCGCUUUUGUUGGUAGUACUGGUAGUACUUUCAUUUCUUUCAUCCUUCCUGGUCUGCUAUAUUACUUCUUUUCACACAGUGUUGCUUCUCCCGAUAGUACUUCAGAGAAAGAACUGAAGAUUACUAGAAUUAUUGCUGUAUGUCUCGCUAUUUACGGAGUCUUCGUGAUGGUCUUGUGUUUGAAUAUCAACCUGGCGAAGCUUAAAUAAUGAUUUCAUUUAGUAAAUUUUAUGGAUAUUCUUGUUUACGUUUCCUUUAACCAUUUUAUUAAUGACUAACAAACUUAGCCGGUUUCCUUUUUUACAGAUUAACCAGCAAUAUAAUUAUUUCUUCUUAUCCUUUCAACUUGGACCCUUAUUGAAACAUGUUUACAGGCCGAAAGUCAUCCUGAACAGGAUACCAAACUAACCACGAUUUGCAUGGCAUAUAAUGCCACGGUGGUUUUUUUCCGUAAUAUAAGUCUCCUGUUUGCGAGUACUGGUAGCUUGGUUGCCUGCUUCUUGACUCUUGUGAAGUUACUUCAUCCGGAAUAUAGUAAACAAAGUUAGAAUUACGGUCAUUAAUUGGCAUUGUCUGAGGUGGGUAGUAAGGACCUGGAAAGCUUUCAGCUUCUGCCUGCCAAGGGUUUACAUCGCUAUCAAUGAAUAAAGGCGUAUCUGGACUGGGGUACAAACUAUCGGAAACAUGGAUUUCAGAAGGAAAUUGAAAUGCCUCAUUUAGUAUUGAGAGAGCCUGGAGGGCUGGGUAUUCACUGAGCAAACGAAAGGCUCGUUGAAAUUCACUUUGUAAUCCUUUUACGCUUGUGUCGUCCGCCGUGUUAGCGAGGUUGCGCGAUGUGUUGAAUGGUUCUUCGACGCAUAAAGAAUUGUUCAUGUCCAUAUUCCAUCCUUUGGAGCGUUUAUCUAAAAGGGUUCCACUCCGAACGGAGACGACGCUCUCUUUAUAAUCAUAAACGAAUCCAUAAUAUCGGAAAAAAUCUAGCAAGAGUUCUCCCAAGGAGGAUUUGUUUUGAAAAGAGUUUUUCUGAAAAUUUCCGAGAUCUGUUAAAAAAUGAAUAUUGUUUGUUCGUCUGUCAUUUAGUUCCAUCAUGGAAGGAAGUAAGCAAGGUUUCCGAGUUUGCAAAAAAUUAACAAUCAUACAAGAAAGCGUAUAAGAAGUGAUUGUCCCACACCCGACGGCAUCAUUAAGGCUUCGUUGCUUUGCCCAGUAUUUAAUAAUUAGUCCGAGUGCUCGUACACGUGGGUCAAUCUUUACGAAAAGAUGCAGCAUCUCCGUGUUUAGUUUUGCAACAUCAUUAUUUAUGUUGAUAUCACCGCUAAUAUUUAGCUGUGGAUCCCACAUUUUCACAAUGGGAACUCUCGCUCUUGGUACACAUGUGAUUCUCUUCAUUCCAUCUAGACAUUGGUCAAUAUUUUAACUUCUCAGUUCUUGCAUACAGGAGUGUAAGAUAUAAGCCAGCUGACAGGUAGAUCGCAGUUUUCCGUUCCCUCUUGUUACAAUACACACGUCUAUAUCAGACUGAUGAAUGGCUAAACGGCUUUCGGUGGAGCCGAACACAAAAAGAUCUAAAUUUUUAUCUUGUAUAGAGUUUUUCAAAAUUGUUUUUAGUUUGAUGAUGAAUUGUUCACGACGAAAGUUUUCUUCAGGGGAAGGCUUCAAAUCCUUGAACAGUUUCCAGCAUUCUUUAGUUAGUUCUUCAGAUCCUCUUAUUUUGGCUAUAUUCUCAAGAUUGACAUUGCUUUGUAAAUGGAUGGACUUAGUUAGAAAACGCUUUCGUUUUGGUGAUACAAAGCUCUCGAAUGGACAAUAAUCAAAUCCUAACAAUUCCAUUUUCCAAAAAUCGUAUAUUACCUAGUAAUGUCAAUCUUUGCAAAAGUGCCGUUAAAGAAAGUCAUUCAUGUGUAUGUGAAAGCUGCAUUGUUUUGUUUGGCUAUAAAUAUGUUUUUCUCGAUGUAAACAAUAAAAUCCUGUGAAUUAAGUCAAUAUAUAAACAAACAAAUCCUCAGCAGGGAAACAAGC